This is a messenger RNA of Ahaetulla prasina, 1031 nucleotides long. RefSeq names its product myosin light chain 3 (gene MYL3). Gene Ontology annotation, molecular function: calcium ion binding. The transcript is spliced from 8 exons. Gene Ontology annotation, cellular component: myosin II complex. The record is from RefSeq and is a predicted model, not a curated record. NCBI's taxonomy places the organism in Eukaryota, Metazoa, Chordata, Lepidosauria, Squamata, Colubridae. The coding region runs from base 103 to 690 and encodes 195 amino acids.
CGAAUAAAGACCCUCGCCAGAGGACUCUCAGCUGCUCUGCCUUCUGCCCCUCGAGGUGACCAGCUUUGCCUGCCUGUGGCCCCCUCCCCUGUCUCCAGCACGAUGCCCCCCAAAAAACCUGAGCUGAAAAAAGCUGAGCCCAAAAAGGAGGAACCCAAGCCCAGCCCGAAACCGGCUCCUCCACCUGAGCCAGAGCGCAAAGAAGUGGAGUUUAAUCCAGCCAACAUCAAAGUGGAAUUUAAUCAUGAUCAAAUUGAAGAAUUCAGGGAGAUUUUUGAACUCUUCGACCGGACUCCAAAAGGUGAAUUGAAAAUCACUUAUGGGCAAUGCGGGGACGUCUUGAGGUCCUGCGGGCAGAAUCCCACCCAGGCGGAAGUCCAUAAAGUCCUUGGACGCCCAAAACCAGACGAAAUGAACAGCAAGAUGUUGGAUUUCGACACGUUCCUGCCCAUGCUCCAGCACAUCGCCAAGACCAAAGACACGGGGACGUUUGAGGAUUUUGUGGAAGGCCUGCGUGUCUUUGACAAAGAAGGAAACGGGACGGUGAUGGGAGCCGAACUCCGCCACGUCUUGGCAACCCUGGGAGAAAGAUUAACCGAGGAAGAAGUUGAUAAAUUGAUGGCUGGCCAAGAAGACUCCAACGGGUGUAUCAAUUAUGAAGCCUUUGUGAAACACAUCAUGGCAAGUUAAAAUGGCAGCCCUGCGAACACCAUGAAAAAUCAAAAGUAAUGAUUGUUUACUUUCUUACGGGAUGGAGGUUUUGGAUGUCUUCAGAUGGACCUAAACUCCGCCUAGUUACUCCUCACUCCAACCCUACUAUCUUGUCCUGUCCUCCCUGCCGUCAACUUGCAAAUUGUAUCUCCCCAGCCUCUGAGGAAGACUUCCGCUACUCCUCAUGGGGACCUUGCAACAUCUAAGUUCUCUGCAGGACGCAAUUUGCAAUUACAUUGCCUGUACUACCUGUAGUAGUGGAUGAGUUGUUUACUACUCUGAAAAUUGGUCCUCGAAACGAUUAAAAGUGCUGAAUAUGA